ACGGUGCUUGGCUGACCAUGAUGCAGCUACACAGAAAGUUGUGCGCUUCUAAACACCUCAUCAAGUGCAUCUGAAUAGUGUAGCGGGCAGCAUGGAAAUGCUCUGGUACUUUUAUGCAGUUCUUGUGUCUCACUUGUUUUUCCGUUGUUUUGGGGACGCUACCGCCAGACCAGCCGGUCUUUGCUCAUCCUCCGCUUACCCUCUGCCUACCACAGAAGGUAAGCCCCGUUCCCCAAGGGUAAGGCUUGGUUUUCAAGCAGGCAAAAAGUCUACCGCCGUCAUUUUUGAGGUUAUUCCUGUCUGAGGUGUUAAGCUUAUGCCUGUGGAGGAGACUAGUGAAAAUGGGAGGCCGUGGGGAUUUCUGUCUGCAGUAAAACCACAAGUCCUACCUCAUGGGGAGCAAGCCUUACCUUUUAG
This is a messenger RNA of Aspergillus welwitschiae, 417 nucleotides long. RefSeq lists its product as uncharacterized. The transcript is spliced from 2 exons. Bases 92 to 304 code for a protein of 70 amino acids. Lineage: Eukaryota; Fungi; Ascomycota; Eurotiomycetes; Eurotiales; Aspergillaceae. The record is from RefSeq and is a predicted model, not a curated record.